AUGACGGCCACACAAUCACUAACACGUCCUUGUAGGACCCUCCACUUGCUAAACGAGGACGUUGGCAAGAUCAUCGCCACUUACAAUGCCAGAAAGUCCUUGAUCGAGCUAUUGAAAGACGCCCUCAGCUACAUGAAGAAGUACGACGAGAUCAUCUCCCAGCAAGAUUCACGAAGUUAUGAAGCAGCUUAUAUCAAUUUCAUGGUGCUUAUAACCUUGGUCUCCACGAUUAUCCCCAAUAAUCCCCAGUUUAAACACGACAUUCUCCACCCUUCGGGUAAAAGCUCCAAAAAAGACUCUUAUGAUAUCCUCAAGAGUAAAGUGGUGGGUGACAAGAGUAUUGACAAGGUGAAGAACUUUAUCAAAGAACACAGUAAAUUGACCAAUCUAGAAGAACCAAUCAAUAAUGACAAUGAUAACCAAGAGAAAGAACCACCAGCCAAUGACGACAUCAAAAACCCGCCAGAAACCAGAGACAAUAAUGGAAAUCUAUUGGAAAGAUUUGAAAGAUUGAGAGUCCAUCAUAUACCAGAUAAAUCGCCGCAAAAUACUCCCACUAAGUAUUCCAACAACUUAUCGCCACCAUCAUUGAACCUUCAUUAUAGAUCGCGAUCCCCAUCACCAGUUAGACUACCAGAGUUAGAGAUCCCCAGUUUAGACCCGUCCUAUUUCCAGAAAUAUCUCACCACCCCCACCGGAGGUUCCAAAUGGUUCAUAGAUCCUGCUGAGUUAUACGAAAUCAUAAAGUCCGCAGCAAAAUCAACCUUAUUAUUAGAUAUCCGAUACAGAAAAGAUUUUGAUAAUUCGCAUAUCUUGGUGGAAAAUAUCGUUUGCAUCGAACCAUUUUCCAUCCAUAACAAUUUUGGCGAGCGAGAGCUACAAGAAUCUUUGUUAAUUUCUUCGGAAUUGGAACAACAGUUAUUCGAAAAUAGAGAUCUUUUUGAGUUGGUAAUCUUUUACGAUCAUGAUUACGUGGUCCCAUCAUCCGACCCCAACAAUUUCCAAAAUUUCCCAAAAUAUUUCAAAAAAUUGAUGUCGACAUUGAAUCAAAGAAGUCCAUUAAAACCAUUGAAGAGAAACCCGGUAAUUCUCAAUGGGGGGUUCGACACUUGGCGCAGAUUAUACGGUAGAGAUCUUGUCAGCCAACCGAAAAUCGAUAAUAUCAUCCAACCACAAUCAUUCCCUUCGAGACCUCUUAGUUUCCGGAAAACUUCGAUUUCUUCUACCUCAAACAACACCGGCAUAGAUAAUUACGACGCCGCCGCCGCCGCCAUGAAUGGCAACCACCAUAGUUUCGGAGAUAAUCAUUUUCCCUCAGUGAACACUACCGGCGGUAGUAGCAAUCAUACAGGAAAUAGUAUCAAUUUAUUAGAGUCUGCUCCAUAUACUAGAAACCUCCAAGACUUUUAUACCAUGGCCCCCUCGGGCCAAUCGAAUUCGGUGAUGAACAAUGCCAAUAAUAGUCCUGCCCAACACUUAUACUUCCCUCAACAACAACCCCCAGCAUACGUCAACAAACGCCUCAAUUUAAGCGUUCUGAAUCUUAAUGAUGUGAAUUCAGAGUUUGAUAGUAGAAGUAACUCCCCAUCAUUAGUUUCUAGCCCAAACUUACCUGUUAUAGCCCCAUAUUCUUCACCACCUCCACUAUACGCUAAUCCUACCCCUCCGCAACCGGUGGCAUUCUCUCCAAGUAAUCCUGGCUCCCCAAUGUUGGAUGGCUCCUCCAGACUUUCCGUGGUUUCUCCUAUAACUUCCAGUCCUAGCUCAUCUUUGAUGAAUGUUUCCAAGCCAGUAUCAUUAGAUUUUACUUCAGGCUUAUACAACCUUGGUAACAGCUGUUAUAUCAACUGUGUAUUGCAAUGUCUUACUGGUACUAAUCAACUUGCGAUCAUUUUCCUCAAUAAUUCUUACAAAAGAUACGUGAAUAUCAAUAGUAAAUUGGGGUCCAAAGGAGUCCUUGCUAACAAUUACUAUGAGAUUGUCAAAUUGAUGUCCAAAAGUGAUGGGUCAUACGUGAUUCCAUCGAGGUUCAAGAAUAUUGUGGGGUCUUUGAAUCUAGAAUUCAGAGGGUUUGACCAACAAGAUUGUCAAGAAUUUCUUAAUUUCUUACUCGAUGGGCUUCAUGAAGAUUUGAACCAAGCUGGUGGUAAACUGCCGAUGAAACCAUUGACCGAUGAAGAAGAAGCGAAACGUGAACUUUUACCAAUUAGAUUGGCUUCCACCAUUGAAUGGGAAAGAUACCUUAAAACCGAUUUCAGUACGAUUGUCGAUAUUUUCCAAGGCCAGUACCUCAGUCGUCUUGAAUGUUUGACAUGCCAUCACACUUCUACCACGUAUCAAGCAUUUAGCACUUUGAGUUUACCAAUCCCCCAACACAAGCGACUGGUGACAAUUUAUGACUGUUUUGAAGAAUUCACUAAAGUGGAAUUAUUGGAUGGUGAUGAUCGUUGGAGAUGCCCUAAAUGUAAAACCUUCACAAAGUCCACUAAAUGCCUCAAAAUCACUAGACUUCCAAAAAUCCUUAUCCUUCAUUUCAAACGGUUUAAGCAAGGGUUUGGUCUAGAAAAGCUUGAUACGUUGAUCCGGUACCCAAUUGGCAAUUUUUCCAAUUCGACCAUCCCUAAUGAUAACGAAAUGAUUGAUCUUGGGAAAUUCUGGCCCCAAGUAUCGUCAUUAGACGAACAACACAAACUCUCGAAAUUUGAUUCUCGUGGACAAGUCCCCCCAUUCAAGUACCGGGUUUACGGGGUGAUCAACCAUUCCGGGACUCUUAGAGGAGGUCAUUAUACUUCGUACGUUUACAAAGGCGGAAAAAAACAAUGGUGUUAUUAUGAUGAUACCAAAGUUUAUAAGAAUCAAAAGCCUAGCGCGGUGGUUUCUAAAGACAAUUAUGUAUUAUUUUUAUCUAGGGGUUAG
Molecule: messenger RNA, 2916 nt
Organism: Saccharomycopsis crataegensis
Lineage: Eukaryota; Fungi; Ascomycota; Saccharomycetes; Ascoideales; Saccharomycopsidaceae
Product: ubiquitin carboxyl-terminal hydrolase
Exons: 2
Coding region: 1-2916 (971 amino acids)
Biological process (GO): protein deubiquitination
Molecular function (GO): cysteine-type deubiquitinase activity
Source: RefSeq, a predicted model, not a curated record